Messenger RNA from Pectinophora gossypiella (pink bollworm), 5722 nucleotides. RefSeq lists its product as uncharacterized. Lineage: Eukaryota; Metazoa; Arthropoda; Insecta; Lepidoptera; Gelechiidae. The coding region runs from base 501 to 2228 and encodes 575 amino acids. The transcript has 5 exons. The record is from RefSeq and is a predicted model, not a curated record.
CACAAACUCUAUGGUAAAAAUGGCAGAUUGUGACUGACAAGUCUGCGAUUUUCGUAAUUUAUUUUUGGGUGCAAUAAUUACUGCCUUUGUGGUUUUUAAGUGUUUAUCGUGUUAUAUUAUAAGGUAUUAAACUAGUACUUGAAGUGAAAGUUUUAUAUUUGUGCACAGUCGUAUUGCUUAUAUGUUGCAACUUCUCGUAAAAUAGCUUUGGUAUGAUGAUAACAAAAGAUAUAAAAAUUCAGCCUUGUACCUUUCUAUGUUCUUUUUCGUCACAUGUGUACCGUCAAGAUUAGCGAGUCAUGGACAUUAACAGCCGCAUAACUCGGGGCUUGUAUACGUAACUGUGCGAAUUGUGGGUUUAAGGAUUGUGACGUCACGAUAUCGACAAUACGUUAUUUACAGAUGUUUGUACGCCUUUGUCGGUGAGUGGUGUUUGUGGGUGGUGUCCGGGUGCGGGCGCGGUUCGCGGGCAGGGGGGGGCUCGGCGAGGAUGGGCGGCGAUGUCUGCCCCCUCCGAAAGCGCGACCAGCCCUUCGCCAUGUGCAUGCACUAACAUAUCGCUUAUGCAAUUGUUCCACGAGCUGAAGCAGAAGUUCCCCGGCGUUCCUGAUCAUGUGGUAUCGAACACGAUCGAGCUAUACUGCCACGACAAGCAAGCCUGCGAGACUCACCUGCACAGCGAAGCCAAGGCCUCCCUAACGCACGCCUACCAUGCAUCCUCUUCGGCAGCCGCGCGCCAGCUCAACGAGCUUAAGCUCAACCCACCGAGCAAGUGCCGCAACCAGCCCAUAGUCAAGCACGAGGCUCCCUGCUCUACUCCUGUCAUCUCCACCACUUGCCAAGAGCCACAGACUGCUGUGAUCAGUACCUGCACUGACACAGAUGAAGAUGAUAAGAAACCAAACACAGAUGCUAAUCAGAAUGUUGUUGAACACAAAUGUGAUGAAAGUGAAAGGAAAACUAACAAUACAUCACCUGUUACGGUUAUAAACAUUGAUAAUUGUUAUGCUAAAUAUAGUGCGGAAUCACCAAGCGAUCUAGAGUUAACAAAUGAAAAUACAAAAGAGGAUAAACCGAGUAUAUCACAAGAGGGUGUUACAGAACUACCUGAGAGCACAAAUUACCAAAUAUUGAAGAGUAGUAAAAUUAAAUAUAACCUUCAUGAAAGAUUAGAAAAGGGUAAAGAAAAGAAGACAAUAAAAAAAGAGGAACUACCAAAGGAAGUUAAAAAAGAAGAACAAGUGAAAGAAGUUAAGAAAGAGGAACAACCAAAAGAAGAUCUUCAGGAAAAGCAAGAGAAACCAACAAGACCUAACACACUCAACUUCAUAAAGCCCAAUCCAGACAUUGCAUUUAAACCAACAUUAAAAGAACCUCCAGCUGAACCUUGCAGAACAAUAUCCCCAGCACCAGUUAAACAUGAAACCCAAUCGUCAAAAGAGAAACAACAAUACCGACCUGAGAGAGGGUACCCUCUGAAUCUUUCUGUGAAUGUCAACUGUCAUAUGGACUAUAGUCGUGGAUAUGAUCCGUGGUUAGAAGAUUAUGAUAGUCCAAGGGCGAUUACAUCUGUGAAUUUGACUGUUUGUACACCUACAUCAAAUAUGGCAAGUCCGGUGAGAGAAUCAAGGGAUGACGAGGGGGGGUUUGAGGGUCAUGUGACGGUGACAGUGAGCCCGAGUACGGCGCGGCCUCCGCGUCGCGCGGCACCUCCGCCUCCCAACCAGAGGGCAUCAAGACUGGAGUCUCCGAGACCUACAAGAACUGCACCUGAGCCUCCUGGAUCAGUGAAUGAACGUUCCCUCAUCGAGCGCCAGAAGGAGCGUCUGGGCCGACUGGCGACUGCGCUGGCGCAGGAGCGGUCGCGGCUGGCGCAGCUCACCAGGGAGACACACAUCCUGGCCGCGCCGCCGCCGCCUGCACAGGCUGCGCAGAGACUCCGCGACUACGUGGAGAAGCUGAGAGAUCAGUGUGACACGCUCGCUAAGAGGCUCGAGAUGGGUGGCGCUGAGCAAGACGACUCUGGAAACUUCUACAGCAAUAUCUACACGGGGCAGCGUCCGCCGGCGUCGUGGCAGUGCCACAUGUGUACCUUCCGCAACCACCCGCUGCUUGACAAGUGCGAGGAGUGCGACAUGCCGCGGAUAUUCGUAGUGCGGGCACCAGACGGGAUAACAGUGCGGUUGAUGCCGGGCCGGCGGAAAAUUGUCCGCUCGUGGGUUUUAUGAGGCAGCCGAGUCGAGCCUCGGGGCCGACGUAUAUCGACUCUAUCUUAAGUGCAGUAGUACAAAAUAUCAAUUGAUCUGUGAUAUUCGCAUUUGGUAAUUUAAGUCUGAUUUUAAGUUACAAAAGUAUUUUUGAUUUGUCACAUUCCAAAGCCUGUUGUUUUAAUAAUUUUUGGUUGUUUUUCAUUUGUUUCACUUUUCCUAUUCUCUCUGAGUGCCAAAUGCGGAUACAUCGUUGUUUUUAUUGUAACGCUGCUGCACUUAAGGUGGAUAGGGAAGAUGUAUACAUGAGUGUAUUUAUGCUGUAUUUUAUUUAUGUUACUAUUAUGACGUGUAUCAACGUCGAUCAAUGAUUUUUUUUUAAUAUUAUAAUGUUGCAAUAUUAGAUCAUUUUAAAAGUUAAAUGUUUCAAGCGACAUUUAACUACUUUAAGUCUUAAAUGUUGACUACCCAAGCAAACUUUUUUAUAAUAAUCCGAUUGCAAAUCGUUUCAGAAUAUUCUAUUUUUUACCGUUGUGUCACAACAAAUAAAUAAGAUCGCUUUUUAACCGACCUCAAAAAAAGAAGAAGGUUAUUGUAUAUCUAAAAUGAACAACCAUGCCUAUUUCAUGCUUUUGCGCACUAUAGGAACUUUGUGUUCUACGACUUUAAAAAGGAGACAAAUAUUUUCGGAAAGUCGUAUUAAUAAAAGUUCCUCCGUAGCGAAUGCCACAGUCGUUGGUGACUGUACUGGUAUUUAAAUGGCAUUGAAAUAGAGUUUGGCAAGUUAACAGGGAGUGUUAAUAGUACGACUGAGAAUAUAAAAAGUUAGACUUCAUACAUAUUAUCUGUAUUAGUAUCAAUAUAAAUAAUGCUGUAUCUAAAACGGUAAAUGUUUAGUUUUUUUUAUCAUUCAUUAAGUGAACCGUUUAGUAAACGAAACCGCUGUUGGUAUUCCAAAAACAAAGAGGGCUUGAUAUUUUAUUGAAAAACGUCAUCAUUAUAAUUAUAUGUGAGAUGAGCAGUGAAAUUAUAUAUAAGUAGGUCAUCAGAUCACUGAUUUAAGAGCCACGGUCUUUUCGGUGUAGCAUUCUCCAUGCUACUUUUUAGGGAAAAAUAAUACAGUGGUUUCCCUCACAUUAAAUAAAUCGAAACACCUCCGAAUGUGAAAACAUGUCCGAGUUUAAUUAAAUUUUAAAUAAGGAACAAUAAUAUUAAUAAUUUGAAAAAGAAAACCGUUAUAAUACGCACUGUAAAAUAACUUUUAUUUUUAUUCUUUAUGCUCGUAGGUUUUCAGUUUCGGAUGAUCUUUACGAAACAAUCUUGCGUGGGGUUUCGAUUUUCUUUGACCUUUAAGAAGUGUAAAAUAUUUUCUCCAUCACAUAUCAACACUCUGUGUUAACUUGCUUCAAAUCAAAAUUACAUAUUUAAAGCAAAUCCAUUUCGCGUGAUGAUUUUUCAGCUUUGCCUGUAAUUAUAUUCUGAUGAACAUAAUUAUUAUCAUUAAAAUCUUCAUACUAAAAUGAUAAGUGAUCGAGCUGAUUCAUAAAGACUUAUCUUGAUCGGCACAUGUUAAUUUCCACCAUGUUGUAUGUACGGUCACGAGCAUUAAUAUGUAUACACUUUGGUACCAUGUCACAUUAACUUUUUUGACAAAUUUAACUGUAAGUCUCACUAAAUGUCAAAUAUGUUAGUGCGACAGAGUCCUAAAGUGGGUACAUUAUAUUGCUCAUGACUGUACACAUAAAAGUACUUUUAAACUUUUGAUACUGAGCAUCAGUGCUUGGAUUGUACAUUUAAAACAGACCUUGUGCACUUAAGAUGUAAUAGAAAUUAUGUUACACUUAUUUAGACGUGUAAAGGAAAUCGCCCUCUAUUACAUGGGACUUGAACAUAAUCUGCGAGAAGUGGGUGUGCUUACUGUACGCUGCUGAAGGGGUAGGCUGAGGCUGGGGCGGAUGUUCCUAUAUUUUAAGCUCUUUUUGGCAAUGUAAAAAAAUUGUGGCGAACAGGUACUUAAGUUUUAAACUAUGUUUACUUAUAAAAUUUGUAAUAAGUAUGCCUAUAUUGUAUUAUUGUCUCCCCAAGACUCCUUUGUUAGUAGGUCCAUAUAUAAUUUCUUACUUAUGGCAUAAACUUAGUGCACAAGGUCUCUAAGAAUCUUUAAAUACCCUUAACGAAGUAGACGAAAUUAGAUAGAAGUUAAAUCAGAAUGUAAAAUAACGAAACACUGUGAUUUCUAGUCGAUGCUCCGAACUUCAGAUUUUAUUGUGUAUAAGUAAUAAGCAUUUCUUUCUAUAUAAUAUUUUAAACGUAAAAACUUGUGCUCACAUAUUGUAUAUAUUAUUAUUACGAGUUUAUAUAAUGCAGUGUAGCCUGAAAUCGAAAUGUAGCGUAGUAAUAUGAAAAAUAUUUUACCUUUUUGAUAAAUGCUAGUUGCUAAAAUAUAUACCCAUAAAGCUAUAGGUCCUUUUCAUACUGGACAGAAUGGGGAUAAGAGUAACUUAUCUAAUAAUUGAUACUAUAAAACACCUUUUGGAAAGCUCUAGAUACUAUGAAAAAAAAUCUUUUGGAAAACUAUGCCAUUGAUUUAAAAAGGAGGCAAAAUAUGUGGUAAGCAAGCAGCUACUAUUGAGCUAUUAUAUCAAAGUAAGCAGCUCUCAGUUACCCAAUUUGAAUUAUUACCUUUUGCCUUAAUUGGGGGCCAUUUUUAUUGAUGGAGCCAUUAGUAAACUCCUAGAUCUCUACCUGUAGCCUGAUGUUCUAUAAACAGGUAUGAGUACCUGUUGGGCAGAGGCCCAACCCUCAAAGGACUGUAGUAAAGUCUCUACCUUUCUCUUUUACACUUCGUUUCAGGCUAUAUUAAUAAGAUUAUCUGAUUAUUACCUAUAUUGCGAUGGGUAUAAACAAGGGUCACUGAACAAUAAUCACAAAAAUUGCUGUCACAAAUUCAAGUUUAAGGUUUUAAGCUAUGAAUUAUCAAAAUGUUUAAACUUUUUACAUAAAUACUCCCUCUAUCAUCUUUCUGGAGCUGAAUUUAAGAAACUAGUUAUGUAAGCCCAGUAGUAUGAUGGCUGAGAGGGAUACAAAUAAGAUAAAUUCUGAAAAAUAUUUAAUUUCAAUCACCCUUCCACCGCUUAUGUUCAGUAUAAAACUGUGCAAGUAACGGAAAUAAAAUAAAAAUGAAUAUAUUAUGAUAUGCUCUUAGAAUGACAGGUUAAUAGAAAAUGUUUUGGAUAUUUUGAGACAGCCAUGUUUGUACAACAAAAUAAGAGUUAUGAAAGACUGUUUUGUAUAAAAAUCAACCAUUUUAUUGUAUUGUACCAUCAGGUGAAAUUGUGGUCAAAUGCGACCCUAUAUUAUUUAAGAAACAGUUCUUGCACAGGUUGAUAAAUAUUUUGUAAUGUUUGUGAAACAUUAUAUAGACGCUUUUAAAAGUAUAAACUUUCUAAAAUAUGUACUUAUUUUUAUUUAAUCAACACAUUUAUCGAAAUAAACUUGUUAUUGAAAUUUGUUUA